CGCACCAGUUUCUGUUGCACACCGACCAUCGCGGCAUCGUGGAAACGCUCGCUCGUGCCUUGUGCUUUAUCAUCCGGCCCUUUCUCCCGACCCGCGACCAUACCCUCCCCUUCAUCCCUGGUGACCGACAAAUUUUCCAGCGUUUUCCCAAGAGGUAAAAUCGAUCAAAUUUUCGUUAAGUUUAACAGUGGCAGUUUCAAGAUUCUAAGGAGUGCGGUUCCGACCCAUGCAUCAGUUGUCCCGCGGUGAUCGGUAAAAAUCCACCGGAAGCGCUUCGAGAUGAACUCGAUCGGCUACUGCUACGACCGUCUCCUAUGAGUGCGGCCCCAAGCAUGGGAUCCAAGUUCAAAAUAAAGUUCAAACUUUUCCGAUAGCUAGUUGGGGUCGAUCGGUGCGAGAAGCGGAAUCAAAAAGUCUUAGUUCUUACGACCAUGGUGCCAUCCUCGGUUAGCAGCAGCUGAUACAGGUCGAAUUGUAAAUCGAAUCGUUUCCGAGCGCGAUGAAUGUGUUGUGAGUCGGUGUCGGAAUUUGCGCGGGAAAAUCGAGCCGCGUGCGUGCGCGCCGAAAAGUUGGCGCAGCCGCGAUGCAAUGGAUUACCACUUUGAUUCACACGCUUGUCUCGCUUGUUUUCAUCAGUCUAAUUCCAGGUAGCAGCAGUUUAUUUUGGAACACGAUGGAUAUCAGAUAUUGGCGGUGCAUAAUCAAGAAAGGAAGCCAUUGUCCAGAUGAUGAUAUCAGAAUAUAUCUUUAUUCCAGUGAAAUCAGGGUAAAGAGACGGAUAGACGUGAACCAUCCAUUCUCGCUGCACAUGAACGGCUGGGAUCCGGAGAAAAGAAACGUCAUCAUAAUUCACGGGUUCAACGGGACCGAAGGCAAAACGCCCAUGACCUUCAUUAGAGACGCUUAUUUAAACCGGGGCGACUACAAUGUGUUCACAGUAGACUGGAAACCUCUGUCCAAGUUUCCGUGCUACCUAUCGUCGCUGAGUAACACUAGGCUGGUGGCUCAGUGCACGGCGCAGUUCUACUCGCACUUAACUCACUCAGGAGCCUCCGCAUACGACACCCAUUGUGUCGGCCAUAGUUUAGGUGCUCAUAUUUGUGGAAUGAUGAGCAAUCAUUUAACUCACCGAUUACACAAAAUUAUAGGUUUAGAUCCAGCGCGGCCGUUGGUGGAUCGGUACGGAUCUCGGGCGUUCCGUCUGACUCGGGACGACGCCAACAUCGUGCAGGUGAUCCACUCGAACGCUGGGUUCCUCGGCGAGACGGCCCAGGUCGGGCACGUGGACUUCUGCGUCAACGGCGGCCGCAUGCAGCCCAACUGCCGCAACGAGCCCCGGCGAAUACGUAUGGCUCGAUGUAGUCAUUUCAUGAGUGCUUGCUACUUUGUGGCCACGAUAUCUGAUAGAGGCAAAAGGCAUAAAGCAUAUCCUUGCAACACAGCUUGCACGAGAAGGCUGCCUGGACCCUUAGGAAGUGCAUUGGUGCCAAUGGGAGAACACACUCCAGACGGCAUCCAAGGAACAUAUUGUAUACAAAUGAGAGCUAGUCGGAAGUGUCCAUUCGACUAACAAGUCUCUCCUCGAGUGAGCGGAAUCAACCUUUUUACGUGCCUGAUAUUUAUAAUGUAACGCGAGUUUCUCGUGGAGCCACCAUGAAAAUUCAGCAACAGGACCAAAAAACAAGAUGCAUUCACCAGCAACUUGCCCCCCAAAAAAGGUGAAUAAUGAUAACUCCAUGGUAGAUACUGUGUAGGUAAAAUCAUGUCCAGUUACUCGGUGUCGAACACCAAAAUACACAACAGUUUCAUUCUAGUAUUACAAAAUUGCUUCGACCUUCAUUUUUUUCUCACAAACACUGCCAAAGUAAAUGAAACAAAAUAUUCAAAAGUAAAUUUCAGGGAAAAUUUAGUGAAUGUUUUAAAGUGCGAAGAAAAUUUUUUGUGAUUUCCCAAGGUCAUAAAUGGACAUUUUCCCCCGAUUUUUUAAUAAUUAGCAAUAAUGAAUAUAAAUAUUCUGUUAUGUAAUUCUUUGAUGUACUCACAAAAAUUUAGAAAUAUGUGCCUAUUGUGGUAGAGACACUUCUGCCUCCAAAAUUUCACACAAUCUAAUGGAUGUAUCCUGUUUGUUGAUCCUGUUGGUCACUUUAGUCAGAUUUUAAAACUUAGUUAAUGUUUUCAGUCACAUUUAAUUUAAGUUUACUUGUCUAAAAUAGAGGAAAGAAUUUUUUUACGCUUGAUAUUUUUUCCUAAAUAUUCUUGCAAGGUCAUGUUCACCACUAAAUGAUAAUUUUUAGGCAUUAAAUAGGGCUGGAAUAGACUAAGCUGCAAAUUCCAAUAACUUAUACAGUAAGAAUAUGUUUUACAGGUCUUCUUUUGUAAUUAUACAGGUAGAUUUUUCAGAUUUAAGUCUCAUAAGAAGGGUUGUAGUACCUAUCUGAUUAACGAUCUGAAUGCUGCAAACUUUUGUAUCAAUGGCUUGUUAGUUGCCUACAGCAUUAAAUUUCCAGCUUUUGGUCCAUUAUUUGCAGAAUUUAAAUAUGAAAUAAGAGGAUCAGUGGAAAUGAGUUUUCUCACAAAUGUCAUAAAAAAAAACAAAAAAAUAACAUACUCAUAAUAUAGAAUAUGUAUUAAUAUUCCCCCUCUUCCUUGAUUGUCCUUCCUGAAUUUACAGGACUCUCUGAUAGUAUAAGAUCAUGAAAAACCACAUUUUUGACAAGGAAAACUUAGUAAUUCGCUCUUCCUGCUUAUUUUCCAGAAAAAAGUUAGAGUAGCCUGAAAAUUUGAUUUUUUUCUGAAUUUCAUAGACACCUCAGGAUCACUCCUGUAUUGUGGCAUUUCCAUGGAUUCAGAUAAUGUUGCUGUUGAGAGAUAUUUUUUCCAGCAGAUCUAUCUACUUAAAUUAAUAAUACCUCCACAAAAAUGUUGCAGAUUUUUGUUGCUUUAGUUUUAUCUGAUGUAUUUUUAGUGCAAUUUUUACAAAACUGUUAGAGAAUAAGAUGUGUUUCUUCAACGAUCCCUCCAAAUGAUUCAUCAGUAGUUAGUAAAAAAUGUGACAAAAUAAUUACUGUAAGUUUAAACUUCUUGCCUUAAUAAGAUGUGUUUCUUCAACGAUCCCUCCAAAUGAUUCAUCAGUAGUUAGUAAAAAAUGUGACAAAAUAAUUACUGUAAGUUUAAACUUCUUGCCUUUUAUAAUUUCUAUUUUUGCGAUCAAUUUGUUCAUUGUAAUUCGUAACCUGCCUAUCUUGAAUGCAUUGACUAACAAUUGGCCACAGCAUGCCUUUUUUAUAAAGAUCUGAUCUGUAGCUCUUAGGGCAGGUAAUCAAAAUCCUUUGUUCCGUUUACUAUAAGCUACCAUAACUUGUGCCACUGAAACAAAUAUUCUCUUAGUCAUCAAUACUUUGUGAAGAUAUGAAAGUCAACAAUAAAACAAUUCAGCUGAUAAAAA
Molecule: messenger RNA, 3445 nt
Organism: Bemisia tabaci
Lineage: Eukaryota; Metazoa; Arthropoda; Insecta; Hemiptera; Aleyrodidae
Source: RefSeq, a predicted model, not a curated record